Solanum verrucosum is the source of this 3600-nucleotide messenger RNA. RefSeq lists its product as uncharacterized. Gene Ontology annotation, biological process: protein export from nucleus. The transcript has 33 exons. Bases 54 to 3557 code for a protein of 1167 amino acids. Gene Ontology annotation, cellular component: cytoplasm; nuclear pore. Gene Ontology annotation, molecular function: nuclear export signal receptor activity. The record is from RefSeq and is a predicted model, not a curated record. NCBI's taxonomy places the organism in Eukaryota, Viridiplantae, Streptophyta, Magnoliopsida, Solanales, Solanaceae.
UUUCCGGCGAUUUCGUCGCUCUCUCUUCUGCAGACAUUCGCCACGGUGGGAAGAUGCAUCAAGGCUAUCAGAAUAGUGGAGCUGCCGAUUUGGCUCAGCUACAAGCCACCAUGCAAGCAAUCGAAUUAGCCUGCAGUUCAUUUCAGAUGCAUAUGAAUCCAGCAGCAGCUGAGGAAACCAUUUUGUCACUAAGCCAGUCUCCUCAACCAUACCAUGCAUGCAAAUAUAUUCUGGAAAAUUCUCAGUUGGCAAAUGCUAGGUUCCAGGCUGCUGGAGCAAUUCGAGAUGCAGCUUUAAGGGAAUGGGUAUUCCUUGAGAUUGAUGACAAGAGAGGGUUAAUAAGCUUUUGUUUUCACUCUGCUACACAACAUGCUAGUUCACCUGAGGGCUAUGUUCAAGCAAAAGUUGCAUCUGUAGCUGCCCAGUUGAUAAAAAGAGGCUGGAUAGAAUUCAGUGCAGCUCAGAAGGAGACAUUUUUCCUUGAGGUGAGACAGGCGAUAGUUGGUGGCCAUGGUCUUGAUGUGCAGUUCAUUGGAUUGAACUUUCUGGAAUCCUUGGUAUCUGAAUUUUCACCAUCUACUUCAAUUGCUAUGGCUCUUCCUAGGGAGUUUCAUGAGCAAUGCCGAGUCUCUUUUGAGUUAGAAUAUCUAAAGUUGUUUUACUGCUGGGCACAAGAUGCUGCUGUUAGUGUCUCCAAUAAAAUAGCUGAAUCAGAGGCUGCCAUUCCUGAAGUUAAAGUUUGUACAGCAGCAUUGCGUCUGAUGCUUCAGAUCCUCAACUGGGACUUUAAAUGUGAUGCAAAUGUGCCAGACAAUGCAAAACGAGGCAUCAACAUUUUCUCUGCUGGGGUAAGGGGUGAUGUAAGCUCUCCUAAGAGGACUGAGUGUAACCUAGUGCAGCCUGGAUCCUCCUGGCGGGGUAUACUUGUGUCAAGUGGUCACAUCGGGUGGCUUUUGAGCUUUUAUGAAGCACUGAGGCAGAAGUUUUCAUGUGAAGGAUACUGGAUUGAUUGUCCUCUUGCAGUCUCUGCUCGGAAGCUUAUAGUUCAGUUCUACUCCUUGUGGGGAACAAUAUUUCCAUCUGAUGAUGGGAAUACUCAAAAACAGCACCUUUUGCAUCUCUUAUCUGGAAUUAUAGCAUGGAUAGAUCCCCCUGAUGUUGUUUCAACAGCAAUAGUGAAUGGAAAAAGUGAAAGUGAAUUCCUUGAUGGAUGCCGAGCCUUACUAUACAUGGCUACUGUAACCACAGUGCUAGUAUUUGAUGAACUGCUGAAGUCUAUAAGGCCUUAUGGCACUCUUAGUUUGUUGUCCGCCCUGAUGUGUGAAGUCAUUAAAGACCUUAUGGCAAACCACACUGAAGAGGAGACGUGGAGCUGGGUAGCACGUGAUAUCUUGUUGGACACUUGGACUACACUUCUGACGCCUUUGGAUGGUUCUAUUAGCCAUGCGGUUAUUCCUUCGGAAGGGAUUGGAGCUGCAUCUCAUCUCUUUGCCCUGAUUGUAGAGUCUGAAUUAAGAGCUGCUUCUGCAUCCGCCUUCAAUGAUGAGAAUGAGACUGAUUAUCUUCAGGCUUCUAUUGCUGCCAUGGAUGAAAGAUUGAGUUCGUAUGCACUUAUUGCUCGAGCAGCUAUUAAUGUUACUGUUCCUUUUCUGAUACGACUCUUCUCUGAGAAAUUUGCCCGUCUACAACAGGGCAGAGGCUUUAGUGAUCCAACUCAAACUUUGGAAGAGCUCUACUCACUUUUGUUAAUAACUGGGCAUGUUAUAGCAGAUGAAGGACAGGGUGAAACACCACUGGUGCCUGAUGCUAUACAAUUCCAAUUUAUGGAUGUUAUGGAGACGGACAAGCAUCCAGUUGUCAUACUUUGUGGAUCAAUAAUAAAAUUUGCUGAGCAGAGUUUAAAUCCAGAGAUGAGAGCGUCGUUCUUCAGUCCAAGGCUAAUGGAGGCGAUUGUAUGGUUCCUUGCAAGAUGGUCAACUACUUAUCUAAUGCCACCUGAUGAAAAUAAAGGGAGUGCAUCUUCAGAUAAUCACAAGGCAAAACAUUACAAAAAAGUAUUGCUUAAUUUUUGUGAAGAGGACAACCAGGGGAAAGCAGUGCUUGAUCUUAUUCUUCACAUUUCGAAGACAACACUCACUUCAUAUCCUGGAGAGAGGGACUUGCAGGCACUAACUUGUCAUGAGUUGCUUCAUGGACUUGUUCGGCGGAAGAACGUUUGUGUGCACCUUGUUGAAUUGGACUCUUGGCGUGAGUUGGCAAAUGCUUUUGCAAAUGAGCAAACUCUAUUCUCACUAAAUGCUGCUCACCAGCGUUCGCUUGCUCAAACCCUUGUUCUUUCAGCUUCUGGCAUGACAACUCUAGAGGCCUCCAGCCAGUAUGUGAGAAAUCUGACAAACCAUAUGGCAACUAAUCUGGUGGAACUCUCAAGCCGAAGUGAUCUAAAAUGUGUAGCUGAACAGCCAGAUAUUAUUUUAUUGGUCAGUUGCUUGUUGGAGCGACUUCGUGGUGCUGCUAGUGCGACAGAACCUCGAACACAGAGAGCUAUUUAUGAGAUGGGUUAUUCAGUACUGAAUCCACUCUUGAUGUUUAUGGAAGUUUACAAACAUGAGUCCACAGUUGUGUAUCUGUUACUCAGAUUUGUGGUUGAUUGGGUUGAUGGACAAAUCAUUUACCUAGAAGCUCGUGAAACGGCUAUUGUUGUUGGAUUCUGUAUGCGCCUACUUCAGCUUUACUCUUCCCACAAUAUCGGCAAGAUAUCUCUGAGCAUUUCAAGCAGCUUGCGGAGUGAAGCUGAUACCGAAAGAUACAAGGAUCUACGUGCUGUACUCCAAUUACUUGCUAGUCUCUGUUCAAAAGAUCUGGUUGACUUCUCAUCAGAACCUAUUGAAGCUCAGGGGACAAAUAUUUGUCAGGUGGUAUAUAUGGGUCUUCACAUAGUUACCCCUCUGAUAAGUUUGGACCUGCUCAAGUACCCCAAGCUUUGUCAUGACUACUUCUCGCUGCUAUCACAUAUGUUGGAGGUAUAUCCUGAAAUGAUUACACAACUAAAUGGAGAAGCUUUUGUUCAUAUCAUUAAGACUCUUGAUUUCGGUCUGUCUCAGGAUGCAGAGGUCGUUGAUUUAUGUCUAAGAGCUAUAAAAGGGCUUGCUUCUUUCCAUUACAAGCAAAAAAGUGCUGGAGAAGUGGGGUUAGGUCUCCAUGCUUCAGGUUACAAGGAUCAGACAGGAAACUUUCAGGAAGGGAUUCUGAGCCAAUUUCUUCGAUCAUUGCUACAGUUUCUCCUCUUUCAGGAUUACAGCACUGAUCUGGUUGGCUCAGCUGCGGAUGCUCUUCUUCCAUUAAUCCUUUGUGAACAAACUUUAUACCAGAAGUUGGGAAGUGAACUGAUAGAGAAGCAGUGUGACACAGGUUUCAGAUCAAGGUUGACAAAUGCACUCCAAUCACUCACAAGCUCCAACAGUCUGUCUUCGACACUUGAUCGGCCAAAUUACCAGAAGUUUAGAAAGAAUCUGCAUAACUUUCUUACUGAAGUUCGUGGAUUCCUCCGGAAAAUAUAAUUUUGUAAAUCUGCAGCCAUUCUAUUAAAGUGUUUUCCUUUUC